Molecule: messenger RNA, 4759 nt
Organism: Chara braunii
Lineage: Eukaryota; Viridiplantae; Streptophyta; Charophyceae; Charales; Characeae
Source: the annotation of a GenBank genome assembly
CGAACCAGAAACCAGGCAGAAACACGAGCAUGUGUGCGACAAGAAUCCGCGCACCGGGACGGUCAAAACCCUAUGGGGCAACAAAGAUCGACAGCACACAGACAAAGGACACGACCGCUAUCACCGUCGGCAAUCCCCACAAACCCCUCGAAGGGCAUCUCAGAAGUUUUUCUUCAAUGCCAAGCCAAACAAGAGUCGUGGGGGCGGUCACGUGGAACGAAUGAGAGAGAAGCAGAACGGGACACGCAAACCGUGUGCCCCGAUGUCCACGUCAUCCGUUCCCACCGUCCCAGCCACUUGCGACACGUGGCACGACAUGAGGAUAAUGAUGACGACGGUGAUGAACACGAUGAUAGUGACGAUUACGGUGGUGAUGUUGAUCUGGGCGACGAUGUCGCUGACGAUGAUGACGAUGUUGAUGACGAUGAUGAUGUCGAUGAUGAUGUUCGUGAUGAUGAUGAUUGUGAUGACGACGAUGAUGAUGAUGACUAUGAUGACGACGAUGAUGACGAUGUUGAUGAUGGCGAUGACAACGAAGAGGACGAUGGCGGUGAUUUCGAUGACGGCGACGAUGUCGCUGAUGAUGAUGAUGNGAUGACGAUGUUGAUGAUGGCGAUGACAACGAAGAGGACGAUGGCGGUGAUUUCGAUGACGGCGACGAUGUCGCUGAUGAUGAUGAUGUUGUUGAUGACGUUGAUGAUGUUGAUGAUGAUGUCGAUGAUGAUGAUGAUGUUGAUGACGUUGACGAGGUUGAUGAUGAUGUUGUUGAUGAUGAUGAUGAUGUUGAUGAAGAUGAUGAUGAUCACGAUGACAAUGAUGGUGAUGAUGAUGAUAAAGAUGAAGAUGAUGACGCUGGUGGUGGUGGCGACGAUGAUGGUGGCGCGACGCGGCCGCUCCCAUGGGCCGGCAAACAUGCCUGACACGAGGGCAGGUAGAACAGCACUUUACCUUGAAGAGGGCACAACGCACACGAUGGCGCUGCUCUUUGACGGCUCACAGUUCUUCGAGGAGGCGCAGUUCUUCGACGACGGCGAAGCGCACACGAUGGCGCAACUGUUCGAGGGCUCACGUUUCAACGGUGUGACGACGAUCCACGGAGCAACCGCAGAGGACUUCGACGAGGACACAUGGAUGACCGUCGUUCCGUGCAGGGACGCGCAUUUUGACGACUGGGGCAAGGGCAAUUGGGCCAGUAUGGAGAGUCAUUGCCCUUGGGCAAGCCAGUACAAGUUCGCGAAUAUGUUGGAGUUCGGGGACCUCAUCCCACUGCCUGCCGCUGUCCUCGGACAUAAAUUCUUGAACCAUAUGCGGAAAGCACUAAGCUGCAACAAUAUGUCUUCGUCCAGGGGCGAAGGGGAGCCUGCAGCGACCUCCGGGAUGGGAUCUGGGAAAGAUUCUACAAAACGGUCGUCCACGACCUCGAGGACGUGGUCCGACCACGCUAGGUCGAAAUGGUUCGUCGACUGGUGCUGUGCUGAUGCUACGAACCCAGUCCAACAGUCGUGUGGUCCUGUGAUCUUCGUCGAAGCCAACAAGCACCGCAGGGUUCUGGGGUCUGUCUUGUGGUGGGAGAAUGCGAAAGGCAGUCGUCGACGGUUUUACAUGAAACAUGUGUACGGUUCGAAGGGGAACGUCGUCGCCGGUGCCAAGGGGGCAGUUCUCGACAUGUGUCUGUUCGAGGGGUUCGGAGCAGGUGCUGCGAACACCCCGUUCUACAACGACCUCCGGCGGCAGGGCGGGUUUGUUUUGGGUCGAGAGUUCUUCGACCUGUUGGAGGACAAGGGCAUCGCCCUCGACGUCCCUUGCGAAGUCGGUCCCGACCUGAAACUGUCAAUGCCUUUGCAGCCGUGCGGCGGUUGUGAGUCGAGCGGGGCAGCGGGGGAAGGGGGUGAUCUGGCUUCCAGGGAGGCUACACAUGUGCAGCGGGAGGAUGCCAGACGUGAGUUUGACGACAGCGAAGAUGAGGCGACACCGCGUCCGCCAUUUUUGCCGUCGAGGGAAAGAGACAGGUCCGUGCUGUCCAUACCUGGGGCCCGACAACAGACCGCAGUGGAUCCCAGAGAAGAGGAAGUCCUGUGUGGGUCUGACUUGGAGCCCGCCGAGGGCAAUGGCGCUGAAGGCGAGGCCGUGGGCGGGGAGGGAGUGCAGGGCACUCCCCAAAAAAGGAGGGGAGAAUGUCAAGAAGAGUUGGUGGGCUCUUUGAAGAAACAGAAGACCAAGACCCCGAGGACUGCGGGAAAGAAACGGAAGGGGAGGGGGGUGGAAGAGGGUCACCCCGGUAGCAAACAUCCAACUUCGAAACAUAAACAGCCUGAGUCGGGACCUUCUUCACCACGGCCUGCCAUCGACGUGGACGCCGGGUACUUCCUGGAGUACAAAGACGGCGGCAGCGUCUACGGGGAUAUGCAACGCAAUCCGACCCAAUUCGUCGGUCUUCUUGAUUUUCUUGGCAAGAAGGGAGAGGGUGUUGUGUUCCUUGGGAAACCGCACGCACGAAGCGUCUGGGAGCUUCUGAAGGCCGGCCGACACGUUGUCGCAAUGGAAGGGAACUCCGACCUCUUGCAAUUCACGAUGCAGAUGGUGAAAAGCGAGGUCAAUUCGAGUGGGCACAAUUGUAAGUUCAUGAUCGUGCGGCCAACACGGGAUAAGGUGUGGAGCAAGAAGACGGAUAUGUGGUUCAAGUUGAGCAAGAGGAAGAGGAACAAAAUAUACGAUUUCUUGUUCUUUCAAACGCGUCCGAAGAGGGACACUGAAGCCGAGUACAUCCGCCGGAAGGACCACAUGUUGGCACUGCUCGACAACUACCACUUCGCCUCCCGCAUGAACGCGAAGACGUUUAUCGAAAGGUUGCAGCCGCUGUACUUCGUAGAGUCCGAGGAGCAGUUGAAGUUAGCCAGUUACGCUUCCCUGAUCUCCACUGACGACGAGGAAACCAUAGGUGUGGAGUUUGUCAGCAAAGCGAAGGAGGAGGAGAGCGACACGGAGAGCAUCGACCUGCAGUACGACCCGCCUCCGGCGGACCACGGCCGAGGGUCCUCGUCGGCUGGUCCGUCACCAAGCGCUGCAGCCCUCGUGUCACCAUUCGCCAAACCGGCGCCGGGCACCACGCCGAUGAAGUUGCUGGAGAGACUUAGAGCUCUGGCCGCCCCCCCGCCCGCUUUGCGUCCCGGGUCCGUUGUCCCGCCCAAUCAUCCGUCUUGGAAGGAUGAUAACAUCCACUUCUUGCUUGAACCGCAACGUCAUUCACCUGAGCAAGAAUGGGGCCAUGACAUGGUUUGGCAUCCGGGAAUCAUCCAGCCAGCGAUACGAAAUGGCGAGUGGGUCAUGGCCAUGGCAAUCCCGGGCGCAGGAUGGGUGUCAUUCCCACGCGAGUCGAAGUCCUACUUCCUGCACCUCGCGAGGAUUUCGGUCCUCCAGAAAGUGAAGGUCGAAAAUGACACUUUAGCACCCGGCGACCUGUCCCUCAUUUCCACUGUCGGUCGACUCUUUGACGAGCUUCAGGACAAGUGCUGGUUGGAAUUGACGGAGGACUACUACGAGCUCGACAUGAGUCCGUCGAAGGGCGUGGUGGACUGGAAAGUGCCCCCUCCCAGUGGGCCGGACGCCUUGGUUGCUCUGGGCAUUCGCUCGGCCGGAAAGCCGAACUCCGCCGGGAUCCGGACUACAUCGGGUGAGGAGCCGCCUGAGCGGUCCGGAAUGCGAAGCUGCUCGGGGUCGGGGGAUCCAAGUACGGAUCGAGAAAUUUACAGCAUUGCGGCAAGGGACGGAGACGUCGGAACGGUGUCGCUUGCGUGGGAGCGACGGCCGCAAGGAUUGCAGCGGGAGGCUGCAAGUGCAGGGUCCGGCGACACGGAGACCACGAAGUCCGCCGAGAUCCGAACUUCUUCGGGCGGGGUUUGUCGGCCAGAGAUUGUCGUGCCGUUGAGAGGGGCAGCGUGCACGGGGACCGAAGGGCGGUCCUCACGAUUUGGCACGGGUACCGCGGAAGGGGACGAGUUUCGUGGGAGGGAAGUAGGGGAGGAAACGGAGGAACAGAAGGGAGCGCAAGAAGGGGAGGAAGAAGGGGAAGAAGAGGUGGAAGGGGAGGAAGCGGGAAAAACGGAGCUAAUUGAUUUGUUUGAAGGAAGGGAGGGUGCCGGGUCUAGAGAAGACGAAGUGGAACACAAUGAGGACGAUGCCGGAUCAGGAGAGUCGUCUGACGAGUUCGAACAACUGUAUGGAGAGCAUCACGAGGAUGAUGGCGACGACGAUGCCACAGCAAUAGAGAUGGAGACACAAGUGGUCAGCAGCCUUUCCACAGAGUCUGAAGAUUAUGCGCUCCGUCCACUGACGUCUGCUGUCGACUUGCAGCGCCGGUUCGACGAGGCUUCCGUCGCUAUCAUCUCGUCUGAAAAAAGUCGACGUAUAAGCAUCGACGAAGUUAUCAACGGUAUCCUCCGCGACCACAACGUGUCUGCCCGUCCGUCCGCAACUGCCAACGUCGCAUCUUCCGUGGCAGCUGCCCUCGCUUCGUCGGCGCUGAAGUCUCUGGUAAUGCAGGCCACCCUUGCCGCCGAAGGGGAAGGCGAGUGCGGUGGAGGACAGCAUUUGACGUCCCCAAAAAAAUCGAAGUUCAGCGGUCAGGCUCUCGACGUGCUCGCUUUGCCUGCGCCAAAUUCACCAUCGAAGGAGCGGAGAGAGAAACAGACUUGUAAGCCUUAAAGAACGCCUGCGCAUCCGGAUGUCGCCGGAUUAUAGUCCGUGCUAUACACACGACGAC